This is a messenger RNA of Saccostrea cuccullata (small rock oyster), 1066 nucleotides long. Its product is annotated as S-phase kinase-associated protein 1. The transcript is spliced from 5 exons. The record is from RefSeq and is a predicted model, not a curated record. Gene Ontology annotation, molecular function: cullin family protein binding. Gene Ontology annotation, biological process: SCF-dependent proteasomal ubiquitin-dependent protein catabolic process. Gene Ontology annotation, cellular component: cytoplasm; nucleus. Lineage: Eukaryota; Metazoa; Mollusca; Bivalvia; Ostreida; Ostreidae. The coding region runs from base 109 to 597 and encodes 162 amino acids.
UGGUUUACAUCGGGCUCGAAAUUCUGAAAAUACAUUUUCGAUAUAUAUUUUGGCUCAGACGUUCCAUGAAAAUUGGUCAGCUUGAAAGCAUAAUAAUAUACGAACAAGAUGCCUAUGAUAAAGUUACAGAGUUUGGAGGGGGAAGUAUUCGAGAUAGAUGUAGAGAUUGCAAGACAAUCAGUUACUAUCAAAACUAUGCUUGAAGAUCUGGGUGUAGAAGAUGAUGAUGAAGAACCCGUCCCACUUCCAAAUGUCAACGCAGCUAUCCUCAGAAAAGUCAUCGCCUGGUGCACCUACCACAAAGAUGACCCUCCCCCGCCCGAGGACGAUGAGAACAAGGAGAAGAGAACUGAUGAUAUCUGCUCAUGGGAUGCUGAAUUCCUCAAAGUGGACCAGGGCACUCUGUUUGAAUUAAUUCUUGCAGCAAAUUACCUGGAUAUUAAAGGACUGUUGGAUGUCACCUGUAAAACUGUAGCAAAUAUGAUCAAGGGAAAGUCCCCAGAAGAAAUCAGAAAGACAUUUAAUAUCAAGAAUGACUUCACUCCAGCAGAGGAAGAACAGGUUCGAAAAGAGAAUGAGUGGUGUGAAGAGAAAUAAAGGGAAUGUUUGAAAAUAUUUUGUGUUUAGAGAGAGACUUUCUAAAGGUCUACAAAGGACAAUGACAAACUGUAGUGUUGUCUCCAACGUGCUAUGGACAAAAUUAAUUGUGUUAAUUAAUCAGCCUGAUCACAAUAAUUGUGAUGUUGUAUAUCAUAUUUUGUAUUUAUUUGUGAAGUUGCUUUGACUUUUCCGUUUUGUUAGAUUUUUUCUCUGUCUCUCUACAUUAUUUCACCAAGGUAAAUAAAUUUACACAAAAUUCCCUCUCUAGUUAGCUGAUAUAGAAAAAAAAUAUAAAUUAUGUUCACCUCUUUUUAACAUCUUUGGAAUGUAUGUAGUUAGCACUUUAACUUAAAUUUAUGUGUUGAAAUGAAAAGUUUUUCUACAAGAUGAAAACAAUGAUUUUAAUACCUUGUUUACUGUUUGAAAAAACAUUAACCAAUGUAAAAUAAAAUUUUCCUAAAUAUUA